Messenger RNA from Chanos chanos (milkfish), 882 nucleotides. Its product is annotated as alpha-2,8-sialyltransferase 8F-like. Gene Ontology annotation, molecular function: alpha-N-acetylneuraminate alpha-2,8-sialyltransferase activity. The coding region runs from base 1 to 882 and encodes 293 amino acids. The transcript is spliced from 5 exons. Gene Ontology annotation, biological process: oligosaccharide metabolic process; N-glycan processing. The record is from RefSeq and is a predicted model, not a curated record. Lineage: Eukaryota; Metazoa; Chordata; Actinopteri; Gonorynchiformes; Chanidae.
AUGAGCUUUAUACAGUUUGUAGAAGACCUGAAGGAACUUUUGAGCUGUCCUCCAAAGUCCAAUCUUACUCAGCAAGAACUCACCAGAGUAAGACUGUGCACUUGCUGUAAUGCAACGGGUACCCUGUACCUAACAAAGCAGAACACUCCUCUGAAUCACAGUAUCUCAUAUGAGACUAAUGGCAGAGUGAAACGGAGAGUGGAUUCAGAUCUCUAUGCCAUGCUACCUGAGGUCUUUCCCUGGAGUGGUGGGAAUCUGCGACGCUGUGCUGUAGUGGGAAGUGGGGGGAUUCUGAAGAACAGUAGCUGUGGAGAAGAGAUCAACAAUUCAGACUUUGUCAUCAGGUUUAAUUUGGCUCCAGUAAAUGACAGUGAUGUUGGAGUGAAGACUGAUCUGAUGACCAUAAACCCCAGCCAGAUAAGGAGAGAUUACAAGAACUUCAAGAAGGAUCCUGGGCCCUUAUUGCAGGACCUGUCUGUCUAUGGCAAGGCUUCCAUCCUCAUGCCUGCAUUUUCCUACACGUUCAAUACAGCUCUGUCUGUGAUGAUGCAUAAAAUACUGUGGCCACACCAAACUGUCGUUUUCUUUAGUCCCUUCUACCUUCAAACGCUUCACCGGUUUUGGAAGGGGAGCGGACUGAGGGAGACACGCCUGUCCACAGGCUUUAUGCUAACUAGUGUGGCUUUGGAGCUCUGUGAUGAAGUUCACCUCUACGGUUUUUGGCCUUUUGGUGUCAACCUGAACCAUGAGCCCAUCUACCAUCAUUACUAUGAUAAUGCUCAACCCAACAGAGGAAUGCACAAAAUGCCUGAAGAGUUUCUGCGUCUGCUGCAGCUUCACAGCCAGGGAGCACUUACCUUGCAUCUACAGCCCUGUCUCUGA